AUUUUUCCCUUGGUUGAUUUUAGUAGUUUAAGUUCUGACUUCAAUCUUCCUAUGGAUAUUGACUCUAGCAUUCUGAAUGUGUCAACGGAUAAUUUUGAUAUUGUCAGUACUCACUCCACAUUAAACAGCACCUCUCCUAGCCUCCAGACAACAGCUAUACCUAACAUUUGCAGAAGAACUACUGGAUUAAAGGGAAUGGUUAUCAAUUGCAAUGGCCUUAAGGGCACAUAUCAUUGUACUGAAUUUCAAGCCCUUCAUAAGCCUGAUAUUGUCCUUGGCUGCAAUUCCAAGCUCCACAAAGCUGUGCCAACCUACUCAGUUUUCCCACCUUAUUACACCGUAUUUAGAAAGGAUUGUGACUGUCAUGGAGGAGGUGUGACCAUUUGAAAUCGUCGGCAAGGAAAGGUCCAUCUUUGCAUGUGGGAGUGAAAUCAUCUGGUCUACAAUUAAAGUUGGUAGUGGUCAGGCUUUCCACCUAGGAUCUUACUAUAGCCCACCUUAUUCUUCCCAAGAAGUCUUGGAACAUUUCUUGGAUUCCUUUAAUAGUAUUCUUGAAUCUUCUAACCACCACCCAAAUAUAAUUGCUGCUGGUGACUUUAAUCUAAAAGGUAUCAACUUGUGAACUGAGGUUCCAUCAGCAACCAACCAAGCCACCUUGGCUCAACAUAAUAGACCACUUCCAUUUGUGGAGAAAUGUUCUCUCACCCACCAUGUGAAAUGCCCUACUCGAACAGCACUUGAGAAGACCCUGGACUUAUUAUUUUCAUUAUAUCCUCCCAUUUAUUUCCAAUGUCUGUACUGUAUCUGGAAUUAGUGACCAUAUGGCAACACUAUUUCACAUCAAUAUUAAAGCAUCAUGACCUUUAAACUUCCUUACAAGGUUUUUGUUUACAAAAGGGCUGAUUUUGAUGGCCUGAGGAAUUUGUUUUCGGCAUAUUCAGUCCAACUGUAAUGUUAAUAAGUAUUCGUUAUACCCAAGUUCAGUUAUUGCAUGGAAUCAAUUAUCUUUAUUUAUAAGUGAUUUUCAUUUUUCUAGCAUUUCUUAUUUAUUUAUUUAUUUAUUUCUUAUUUCUUAUUUCCUUAUAACAGGGUUGUCACUAAGGGCCGGAGGCCAGGGAUUUCCCCCAGCUACUCAGAGCAUGGCCCCCAGAACACACAAAGACUAUCCAUCAAACUAAAUGCAAGUUUCAUCUGCAGCAGGUUUAAGUAAUUUUGAAAUACUCACUUGCAAAAACUAAGAAAUGUCGGAAAAAGACGUCUGACUUAGAUUUGGUAAUAAUACACACGCGUGAAAACUCUCUGUUCGUGAAAUGUCAGUAGGGAGUUUUAGCAACGACAAUGAUGAUGGCAACAAGAACGUCAAAAAAGAAAUAGGUUUAUUGAGCAACACAACUAGUUUGCACGUUCAUCACACUUUUUUUUCUUUGCCAUUACUGCAUAACUACGACGUAAAAAUGCCUAGUUUCACGUUUUAUGGAGGACCUAAACAAGUGAUGACAUACUUUUCUUUCUCUUUCUAAACUUGAGUGUGGUCCCAAAGAAAUCAACUUCAGGGAAAUUGGCCUACAUUAGCUAUUUUCAGCGAAUUGAAAUAAACGCGAGAAAGUUGAAAAAGAUGCCAAUUCAUGUUAAAAGUGACGUUUUCCCUCCCUUCACCUUUUUCCGUAAGUUGUUUCGCUCUUAUGUAUAACUAAAAUAAUGAGGAUUAACAAUUUAUUUUACAGUGCAUGUUAAUUCAUUUGCACCAUAAAAGAAUCGAUUGUCCUUUCAACAUUUUUAACAUUUGUUAACCUAUCAUUGUAAAUCAACACUUCACUGGCCAGCAUGUGCCUUGUCUGCAUAAAGAUAAGACUGCGAGGAUAACGUGACCGGUGCCUACCUGUCAUUUUUUUCAGACCUGGUGCUUACAUGUACAUUCCCAUUUGGUGGCCACUACAAAAACCCUCCAACGAGCCUUUGCGUAAAGUAAAAACUUAUUAUUUUGGUGUUUCAGAAUGUUGUGGUUUUCUUUAACAAAGACGUGAUCAUCAUAAAACUGCUAAUGAUAGCUGUACUCUUGAUGAAGAUUGCUUUUUUGGGGUGGUUAUGCCUUUUCGAAAACAGUAGAAGUUGCACUUCAAAAACUUCUUGGGAGGGGGGGCUCCAUGAUUGCUUGCAACUUCCCCAGCUACUAACAACAAAUACCCGGCAACUUGAAAUCUUACUGACAACUCUGUUAUAACAUAUAUUUUUCCCAUGAUUAUUUCAGUGUAGAUGAAAUGUGUAGAUAGUUCUUUAAAUACAUUCUAUAGAUAUCUUCUUAGAACUUGUCAUAUGAAAUAAUUUUACAUUCUUAACUUUUAUUGUCAGAUUAUUGUCAUUAUUGUUUUUAGAAGUAUUUUAUCAAACAUCAAAAGAAUUAAAACAACUAGGCCAACGAGACUUUCUUCAACAGUUUCUUGUUGACAACGGCAGAAGCACCCAACUAUAA
This is a messenger RNA of Porites evermanni, 2470 nucleotides long. The record is from the annotation of a GenBank genome assembly. NCBI's taxonomy places the organism in Eukaryota, Metazoa, Cnidaria, Anthozoa, Scleractinia, Poritidae.